Messenger RNA from Paramacrobiotus metropolitanus, 2006 nucleotides. RefSeq names its product chitin deacetylase 1-like. The transcript has 10 exons. Bases 33 to 1835 code for a protein of 600 amino acids. Gene Ontology annotation, biological process: carbohydrate metabolic process. Gene Ontology annotation, molecular function: hydrolase activity, acting on carbon-nitrogen (but not peptide) bonds; protein binding; chitin binding. NCBI's taxonomy places the organism in Eukaryota, Metazoa, Tardigrada, Eutardigrada, Parachela, Macrobiotidae. The record is from RefSeq and is a predicted model, not a curated record. Gene Ontology annotation, cellular component: extracellular region.
GCUGAGCACGCGCUGAUUAAUAUUUGUCAACCAUGCGGCAAGUAGCGGUGAUAUUCCCGGUCUUCCUCCUCCAGAUAGUCAAUGUGUACGGGUCGGAGGCCAAGCUGAGCCGGCGUGUACGGCAGGCGGGGGCGUUGGCGCGUGAUGUGGAGUGCCUAAAGGACGUGGGUCUGUACCGGAGACCGGUGAAGGAAUGGGACGAUCCCACUAACCCGGUGCUGACCUGCAGUGAUUUCUACGAAUGCACGCACCUCGGCACCGUGCGCUACUCCUGCGGCAAACGUCAGCGCUUCAACGUCUUUAGUGGUUCUUGUGACUACGCCAAGAACGUCAACGAAACCAACUGUGCCACCACGUCCAAGGUGGGUCGACCGCAGCUGCAGGCGGCCAACUGUCCUGCCGGUCAGCUGGGCUGUUUCGGCAAACAGUGCAUCCCCACGGAGAAGUUCUGCGAUGGCAAUCAGGACUGCCAGGAUGGUUCGGAUGAGGCUUACUGCGGAAUCAACGAUGAUCCUAAUGCGGCCCCGGUGUGCGACGAAUCCAAGUGCAAGCUGCCCAACUGCUUCUGCAGCCAAAAGGGCACGCGCAUCCCCGGUGAUCUGGAUCCGGCGCAGGUGCCGCAGAUGAUCGUCCUCAGCUUUGACGAUGCCGUCAACUCCAACGUUCAGCCCAUUUACGACGCAUUAUUUAACCCCGACCUGAAGAAUCCCAACGGAUGCCCCAUUCGUGGCACUUUCUACCUGUCGCAUCAAUGGACUGACUACCGCAUGGUGCAGCAGCUCUUCAAGGACGGCCACGACUUCGCCUUGCACUCCGUGUCUGGCACCGAGGCCGCAUCCCCACACAAACGCCCCGAGAACUACUGGGAUUCGGGUGACAUCAUCAAGACGUACACACAGGAGUUCAUCACCAACCGCAAGAUCGCCAAAGAGUUCUCACAGUUCCCCGAUGAGGCCUACUUCAAGGGAAUGCGCGUGCCGUGGCUGCGGCUGGGCGGCAACCGACAGAUCCAGUUCAUGCAGGCCAACGGCAUCCUGUACGACCACACGGUCUCUGCGCCGCCCGGGCCCGCCAAAAUCUGGCCCUACACCCUGGACUACCGCAUGCCGCAUCGUUGUAUGGCCGCCAACGACCAGUCCUGUCCCACACGCAAAUUCCCGGGAUCCUGGAUCUUCCCCAUCAACCAGAUCAACGGCUCCAUCGAGAGCGGCCCGGCCAAGGGUCAGUACUUCUGCACUAUGAUGGAGAUCUGUCCGGCACGCGGCUACGACGAGAUGCUGAAGAUGCUGCAGAGUAACUUCCGGGCGCACUACGAGACCAACCGGGCGCCGCUGGGUCUCUAUUUCCACGCUCGCUGGUUCAUCGACGAGGGUCACUUCCCGGCCCUGCAGGACUUCAUCAAGCAGGUUCUGAGUAAUUACACGGACGUCUACUUCGUCACGGCCUACCAGGUGAUGAACUGGGUGCAGAACCCCACCCCCGUUAACCCCAAAAUGGAUGCCUUCGCUUGCCCCGCCCGCGACAACGUUCCCGCUGCCUGCGCGCCGGCCGCCGCCGCUUGUGGUGAACUCCCGCCCAUUAACAACGCCACUAACACGCCGUCCGGUGUGUUUUUCACCUGCCGACAAAAUGCCAACCGCUGUCCUCUUAUGUACCCGUGGAUCGGCAAUUGGCUGGGCAUGCCCGACACCUACGAGAAAGGGUUUGAACCAGUGGGCGGUCCACCGGUGACCGCCGCCCCAGCGCAGCCACAACCCCAGCAAGCGGCAGCCCAGGCGGCUCCCGCUCAGCCUCAGCCACAAGCCCCGCCUCCACCUCCACCCCCUCGGGCUUAGUUUUUAUUUUAGCGACAACGAUUAAGCACAAUUCUUAUUUGCUGAUUAAUUGUUUUUUAAGUUGUACCUUUGCGGUUGAAGGCAAACUCAGCGGGUAGACGUUACAUUACUGUUUGGAAAGAACUUCAGUUGAAGACUUCAGUUGAAGAAAUAAAACGGAAGUACUAGUGA